GCUCUUCCAGGCUAACUACCCCCCCCCCGGGGGGGGCCGCUCCCGUCUAGCCUGGCCUAUGCCUGCCCCCGGGGGAGGAGCCCGUGAGCGGAGCGUGCAGCAAACAGAGGCAAAGGCCCCGCAGCUCCCCCCGCAAGCCCCCCGGCGGCUGCUCCCGGGAUUUGGGGGCAGACGGGCCGGAGCGAGCCGCGCGCGGGCGGGGAAGGAGGCCGGCAGCGCAGCGGAGAGAGGACGCGGGCGCAGCCGGGCGAGGGUUCGGGGAAGCCGGGGCGGCCUCCGCUUUCCGCUCGGCUGCGGGCUGAUGCAGGCGUUUGUCACCCGGCGGAUCCCCCGCGAGGGGCUGGCGGCCCUGAGCCAGGCCGGCGUCUGCAGCAUCCAGCAAUGGGAUUCGGACGAACCUAUCCCACGGUCAGAAUUGCUGGCAGGGGUGGCUGGGAAGCAUGGACUGCUCUGUGUCUUGUCUGACCAGAUAGACAAAGAGGUCCUCGAUGCAGCAGGGUCCAACCUUAAAAUAAUCAGCACGCUGUCUGUGGGUGUUGACCAUCUGGCUCUAGAAGAAAUUAAAAAGCGUGGAAUCCGUGUGGGAUACACCCCGGACAUCCUGACAGAUGCCACGGCCGAGCUCUCGGUAGCUUUGCUCUUAGCUGCGUGUCGCAGGCUGCCGGAGUCAGUGGAGGAAGUGAAAAAUGGUGGUUGGACAACAUGGAAGCCUCUGUGGAUGUGUGGAUACGGGCUGUCCGGUAGCACUGUAGGAAUCAUAGGGCUGGGAAGAAUAGGACAGGCAGUGGCGCACCGUCUAAAGCCGUUUGGGGUCAAGAAAUUUUUGUAUACGGGAAGUCGCCCAAAACCGGAGAACGCCAUGGAGUUUCAAGCUGAGUUUGUCCCACUUGCCAAGCUAGCAAAGGAGUCAGACUUUGUUGUUGUUACCUGUUCCUUAACUCCUGACACUAAAGGAGUGUGCAACAAGGAUUUCUUCAGCCGAAUGAAGAAAACGUCUGUGUUUAUCAACACAAGCAGGGGAGCAGUGGUGAAUCAGGAAGACCUGUACCAGGCUUUGGUUAGUGGCCAGAUUGCAGCUGCUGGUCUGGAUGUCACAACCCCGGAGCCGCUGCCUACUGACCACCCUCUCCUUUCCCUGAAGAAUUGUGAGCUGCUCAAAUACCAAACCCAUCUGGCAUGUAGCCAUGACACCAAUAAAAGAAAGGACGUUCUGGAGUUGGCUUUCACUUUCAUUCUCUCUCUUGACCAGAAACACCUUGCUCUUCUGUUCACGGGUGAAGCUAUAGCCAGCACUGCUAACAGACUAUGGUUUGUGGAGAUGAUGUAAUUCUGGAAACCUGGGGUGAAAUCCUGGCCCCAUUGAAGUCAGGGUGAAAACUGCCAUUGGCAUUAGUGGGGCCAGGAUUUCACUCACGGUGACUAGGAUAGCGCCACCAAACUCUUCUCCCAUGUUACUCCAUGGCUGGUGCAUUAACCCAACUAAACUUCAGAUCCAUCCCACAUGGAGACUAGAUACAGAGACGUGGCACAAGAGUGACACCGCAAAAGGAAAGUGUACAUGCUAGAGUAACAAGCAUACUGCUUUGGUGCACAGACCAAUCUCUGAAAUAUGUCUUCUCUCCCCCGUAUAGUGAUUUUGCCUCACAUUGGAAGUGCUACCUAUGCUACCAGAAGCGCCAUGUCUGUGCUGGCUGC
This is a messenger RNA of Dermochelys coriacea (leatherback sea turtle), 1695 nucleotides long. RefSeq names its product glyoxylate and hydroxypyruvate reductase (gene GRHPR). Gene Ontology annotation, cellular component: cytosol. The coding region runs from base 59 to 1327 and encodes 422 amino acids. The transcript has 9 exons. The record is from RefSeq and is a predicted model, not a curated record. Gene Ontology annotation, molecular function: NAD binding; hydroxypyruvate reductase [NAD(P)H] activity; hydroxypyruvate reductase (NADH) activity. Lineage: Eukaryota; Metazoa; Chordata; Testudines; Dermochelyidae.